This is a messenger RNA of Phyllostomus hastatus (greater spear-nosed bat), 3663 nucleotides long. RefSeq names its product tenascin N (gene TNN). Gene Ontology annotation, molecular function: protein binding. Bases 1 to 3633 code for a protein of 1210 amino acids. The record is from RefSeq and is a predicted model, not a curated record. Lineage: Eukaryota; Metazoa; Chordata; Mammalia; Chiroptera; Phyllostomidae. The transcript has 17 exons.
AUGGCCCACCAGGGCACGUUCUGCUUCUUCCGCCUGGGGCUCCUGCUCGGCUCUGUGCUCGUGGCGGCCCCGGCGCCGGCCACUCCCGAGCCUCCUGGCUGCGGUGACAGGGAGCAUCAGGUGACCGUCAGCCACACCUACAAGAUCGACGUGCCCACGUCGGCGCUGGUGCAGGUGGAGGCCGACCCUCAGCCCCUCGGGGACGACGGCGCCCCGCUCCCGGCCCUGGGGGAGGCCGAGGAACAGAACAUCAUCUUCAGGCACAACAUCCGCCUGCAGACGCCGCGCAAGGACUGCGAGCUGGUGGGCGUGGUGCAGGGCCUCCUGGACCGCGUGGCGAAGCUGGAGGAGGAGACAGCGCGGGUGAGGGGGCAGUGUGCCGCCCAGCGGUGCUGCCCGGGAGCUGCCGGCGUGAGCCGCCACUGCAGCGGCCACGGGACCUUCUCCCAGGAGACCUGCAGCUGCCGCUGCGAGCAGGGCUGGGAGGGCGCCGACUGCGCGGAGCCGGCCUGCCCCGCCGCGUGCAGCGGCCACGGGCGCUGCGAGGACGGCCGCUGCCGCUGCGCCGCGCCCUACGUGGGGGCCGACUGCGCCUACCCCGCCUGCCCCGGGAACUGCAGCGGGCAGGGCGUGUGCGUGCGAGGCGUGUGCCAGUGCGACGAGGCCUUCACGUCGGAGGACUGCAGCGAGCAGCGCUGCCCCGGCGACUGCAGCGGCCACGGCUUCUGCGACACGGGCGAGUGCUACUGCGAGGAGGGCUUCUCCGGCCUGGACUGCGCGCAGGUGGACGCCCCCCAGAGCCUGCAGCUGCUCAAGAGCUCGGAGGACUCCCUGCUGGUGGGCUGGCAGCCCUCCGCCGAGGUGGACCACUACCUCCUCAGCUACCACCCGCUGGGCAAGGAGCUCUCCGGGAAGCAGGUCCAGGUGCCCAAGGAGCAGCACAGCUACGACAUCCUCGGUCUGCUGCCCGGGACCAAGUACAUCGUCACCCUGCGCAACGUGAAGAAAGACGUUUCCAGCAGCCCCCAGCACCUGCUGGCCACCACCGAUCUCGCUGUGCCGGGCACCGCCUGGGUGACGGACGAGACGGAGAGCUCCCUGGACGUGGAGUGGGAGAACCUGCCAACCGAGGUGGACUAUUACAAGCUGCUGUACGGCCCCGUGGCAGGGCAGGAGGUGGCCGAGGUCACCGUGCCCAAGAGUAGCAACCCCAAGAGCAGAUACGACAUCACCGGUCUGCAGCCCGGGACGGAGUACAGGAUCAUAGUCGUGCCCGUGAGAGGAGACCUGGAGGGCAAGCGGAUGCUGCUGACCGGCAGCACAGAAAUUGACAGCCCGACCAAUGUGGUCACGGAGCGAGUGACUGAAGACUCGGCGACGGUGUCCUGGGAACCUGUCCGGGCUGUCAUCGAUAAGUACGUGGUGCGCUACACCUCCGCCGGCGGGGAGACGAGGGACACGGUGGUGCCCAAGGAGCAGAGCAGCACCGUCCUGACGGGCCUGCGGCCGGGGGAGGCGUACCGAGUGCACGUGUGGGCCGAGAGGGGCAGCCAGGAGAGCAAGAAGGCCGACACCACGGCCCUGACAGACAUUGACAGCCCCCAAAACCUGGUGACCGACCGGGUGACGGAGACCACGGCCUCCAUCUCCUGGGACCCGGUGCAGGCCGCCGUCGACAGGUACAUGGUGCGCUACACCUCCGCCGACGGAGACGCCCGGGAGGUGCCGGUGGGCAAGGAGCAGAGCAGCGCGGUGCUGACCGGCCUGCGGCCGGGCGUGGAGUACACGGUGUACGUGUGGGCUGCGCUGGGGGCCCGGGAGAGCCGGAAGGCCGACACCACGGCCGAGACAGAAAUUGACAGCCCCCAAAACCUGGUGACCGACCGGGUGACAGAGACCACGGCCUCCAUCUCCUGGGACCCGGUGCAGGCCGCCGUCGACAGGUACAUGGUGCGCUACACCUCCGCCGACGGAGACUCCCGGGAGGUGCCGGUGGGCAAGGAGCAGAGCAGCGCGGUGCUGACGGGCCUGCGGCCGGGCGUGGAGUACACGGUGCACGUGUGGGCCGUGCUGGGGGCCCGGGAGAGCCGGAAGGCCGACACCACGGCCCAGACAGACAUUGACAGCCCCCAAAACCUGGUGACCGACCGGGUGACAGAGACCACGGCCUCCAUCUCCUGGGACCCGGUGCAGGCCGCCAUCGACAGGUACAUGGUGCGCUACAUCUCCGCCGGCGGAGACGCCCAGGAGGUGCCGGUGGGCCAGGAGCAGAGCAGCGCGGUGCUGACGGGCCUGCGGCCGGGCGUGGAGUACGCGGUGCACGUGUGGGCUGAGCGAGGGACCCGGGAGAGCCGGAAGGCCGACACCACGGCCGAGACAGACAUUGACAGCCCCCAAAACCUGGUGACCGGCCGGGUGACGGAGACCACGGCCUCCAUCUCCUGGGACCCGGUGCAGGCCGCCAUCGACAGGUACAUGGUGCGCUACACCUCCGCCGACGGAGACGCCCGGGAGGUGUCGGUGGGCCAGGAGCAGAGCAGCGCGGUGCUGACGGGCCUGCGGCCGGGCGUGGAGUACACGGUGCACGUGUGGGCCGAGCGGGGGACCCGGGAGAGCCGGAAGGCCGACACCACGGCCGAGACAGACGUUGACCCUCCCAGCAACCUCCGUCCCUCUGCCAUGACGCAGUCUGGCGGGGGACUGACCUGGACGGCUCCCUCUGCUCAGAUCGACGGCUACAUUCUGACCUACCAGCUCCCGGACGGCACCACUAAGGAGGUGCGGCUGGGACCAGGGGACCUGAGGUUUGAGCUGCAAGGCCUUGAGCAGGGCGCCGCCUACCCCGUCUCCCUGGUCGCCUUCAAGGGGGAGCGCCGGAGCAGGAGUGUCUCUACCACCCUGUCCACAGUUGGUGCCCGUUUCCCCCACCCCGCGGACUGCAGCCAAGUCCAACAGAACAGCAACGUCGCCAGCGGCCUGUACACCGUCUACCUGCACGGCGACGCCGGCCGGCCCCUGCAGGUGUACUGCGACAUGGACACGGACGGCGGCGGCUGGACUGUCUUCCAGAGGCGGAACACCGGGCAGCUGGACUUCUUCAAGCGCUGGCGGACCUACGUGGAAGGCUUUGGGGACCUCAGGAAGGAGUUCUGGCUUGGACUCGACAAGCUGCACAACCUCACCACCGGCACCCCGACCCGGUACGAGGUGCGGGCGGACCUGCAGACGGCCAACGAGUCGGCCUACGCCGUCUACGACUCCUUCCAGGUGGCCUCGGGCAAGGAGCGGUACAAGCUCACGGUCGGGAAGUACAGGGGCACGGCAGGGGACGCGCUCUCCUACCACAACGGGUGGAAGUUCACGACUUUCGACAGGGACAACGACAUCGCCCUCAGCAACUGCGCCCUGACGCACCACGGCGGCUGGUGGUACAAGAACUGCCACCUGGCCAACCCCAACGGCAGAUACGGGGAGACCAAGCACAGCGAGGGGGUGAACUGGGAGCCGUGGAAAGGACACGAAUUCUCCAUUCCUUACGUGGAGCUGAAAAUCCGCCCCCACGGCUACAGCGGGCAGCACCUCCUGGGCCGCAAGAAGCGGGCCCUGGGAGAAAAUUCGAGAACGUUCUGGUGACCCAUUUGCCCAUUCACCGCGCGCCAGGCA